This is a messenger RNA of Lodderomyces oxycetoniae, 1719 nucleotides long. RefSeq lists its product as uncharacterized. The record is from RefSeq and is a predicted model, not a curated record. Bases 1 to 1719 code for a protein of 572 amino acids. Gene Ontology annotation, biological process: amino acid transmembrane transport. The transcript has a single exon. Gene Ontology annotation, cellular component: membrane. Gene Ontology annotation, molecular function: amino acid transmembrane transporter activity. NCBI's taxonomy places the organism in Eukaryota, Fungi, Ascomycota, Pichiomycetes, Serinales, Debaryomycetaceae.
AUGUCGUUAUUCAAUGGACAAAAUUCUUCUACUCAAAUAGCUGAAAAAAUCAGUAAUGAGAAACAAGAUUAUGAUAAUUAUUCCGUAUCUUCGGCCUCGGUAAAACCAGCACCAAAGAAUAUUUUUGCAUCAUUUUUAGAUGGUUUCAAAAGAGCACCACCUGUUGAAGAAGCAGGUGCAGAUCGUAAAAAAGCUAUUCUGAAAACUGAAUUGAGAUUAAUGUCACUAUCGACUGGGUUGGGUACCGGGCUUUUGGUUGCUGCUGGUGACAAGUUGAGAUUAGCUGGUCCAGCUGGUGUUUUAAUUGCUUAUGCCAUUACAGGCCUUAUUAUGUUGGCACCAAUGAUGCACUCCUUGUCUGAACUAACUAUUGCAUAUAGUGGAUUACCCGGUGGAUUUCAAUCCUACUAUACUAAAUUCCUUGAUGAGAGUUUGGGAUUUGCAGUAGGGUGGACUUAUGCUUUCCAGUGGUGCUGUGUUAUAAGUUUAGAAUUGGUUACUGCAUCAAUGACAAUUAAGUUUUGGACCACUAGUAUAAACCCCGAUGUCUGGGUUGUCAUAUUCUUGGUUGUUGUUGUCUUGAUAAAUCUUUUUGGAUCCAAAUGUUACUCGGUUUGUGAAACAAUAUUCAAUUCGUGCAAAGUGUUGAUGCUUUGUGGGUUCAUCAUUUUUGGAUUAGUUAUUGAUGUAGGAGGAGGACCUCAGGGUUUUGUUGGAGGUAAGUAUUACCACAAUCCUGGAGCCUUUACCAGCUUUAAAGGUUUAGCUUCUGUUUUUGUUACAGGUGCAUUUUCAUUAGGUGGUUCUGAAUUUAUUAGUGUUUCAGCAAGUGAAACUAAGCAUCCAAGAGCUUCAAUUAGAGCCGCAACGAAGUUAGUGUAUGUAAAGGUUAUAAUUUUAUUCUUGGGUUCAUUGGUAUUUGUUGGUUUAUUGGUGCCAUAUAAUUCGGAUAGGUUGAUGGGUUCAGGAGACUCAGCAACUCACGCAUCUCCAUAUGUUAUUGCAGCUGAGAUGCAUGGUAUUAAGGCGUUACCACAUAUUAUCAAUGCAGUUAUUUUAAUCUCAGUGACAUCAGUUGCUACUGCCGCCAUGUAUAGUUCACAAAGGUUGAUCCAAUCAUUAGCAGAGCAGAAAUUAGCGCCCAAAUGGUUGCUUUAUAUUGAUAAAGAAGGAAGACCAUUGACUGCUUGGUUUGUAACAAUCUUGUCGUCAUUCUUUGCAUUUAUUGCCACUUAUGAUAAGGAGGAAAUUGUUUUUAACUGGCUAUUGUCGAUUUCAGGUAUCUCGUUUGUUGUCUGCUGGUUGUUUAUUUGUGUUUGUCAUGUACGCUUCAGAUUUGCAUUGAAACAUCAUGGAAUUCCAGUAGAGAGUUUAGCAUAUGUCUCGCCAACAGGAAUAUGGGGAUCGUACUUGGCGAUUGUUAUUAAUAUCCUUAUAUUGAUUGCACAAUUUUGGAUUUCACUUUUCCCCAAGGGCACCCCCGAUGCCAAUAAUUUUUUCCAAAACUACCUUGGAGCACCUGUUUUUGUACUUUGCUACGUUUGUCAUAAAAUUUGGACAAAGAAUUGGAAGUUGUACAAGAAACUUGACGAUAUCGACGUUGAUAAGGAUAGAGUGAUUUAUGAUUCGGGAAUAUUGCAAUUGGAGAAUGCCGAAGAGAGGGAAAGGUACCAAAAAGCUCCCUGGUGGAAGAAAAUAUUGAUUACUUGCUUCGAUUAG